AGUUGGUUUCUUUCACACCAAUUAAGCAAUCACAGACAACCCCGUCAGAAAUCCAAACUCGUGACUAACAUGGGACUCGAGACCAGGGGAAAAAAAAUAAAAAAGAUUAAGAGCCAGAGAAGCAAACUUCACACCCAGGGCGAGCCAGCAGACGGAGACGAUCCCAUCCAGGAAGGUGUCCUGUGGCCUGACCCCACAAGAUGCCAAGAGAAGAGGCUUACUUCGCCUAUGGUUACCCCAAGACGGGGCACGGCCACUCCCACAUCACAGCUGAAGAGGCUGCAGGGAUUGGCAUCCUGAUAGUGAUCCUGGUAAUUUUACUGCUCAUCAGCUGCUGGUAUUGUAGAAGACGAAGUGGAUACAGAAGCUUGAAGGACAAAAGCAUUUAUGCUGGCACUCAAAGUACCUUAACAGGAAGAUGCCCGCGAGAGGGGUCUGGUCACCAGGACAGCAAACUGCCUUUUCAGGAGGACAAUUGUGAACCUGCGGUUCCCAAUGCUCCACCUGCCUAUGAGAAACUCUCUGCAGAACAGUCACCACCACCUUAUUCACCGUGAGAGUCAGCAAGGCUCCUGAGAGAUGCUGGAAUGAUUUCCUUCACACUUUUGCUUGAAAUUAAUAUGGACAUCUAAUGUUCUGCAUCGGAAUGCUACAGAAACAGUGUACAUCAUCUCUAAUAAUAAGCUUAGAGUUAAAUUCUUUAGGACAACUAGCAAUACUAAUUAAGUGAGGAAAUGAGAAAUAUUAAAAUGAGAAAAACUUUGUCAAUAAACGUAAUGAAUGAUACUAUCUGUGCUAGUAGUAAUGCUAAUAAAUCUACAGUGUUAUUUUCUGAGGGACAGAAUUCAAGAGUGUGUUCUAGGAUCAACCAGUUUCUUUUUAGUUGAAAUUUAGCUAAUAACUAUCAAAUAACUAUUCUGAUUUUUGAAGAAGCAUCCCUUGACCAACAUGAACUCUAACAGAAUUAUUGCAGGUGAGUCUGUGCUAUGGAGUGCUCACAAAGGAUACCUUUACAGGUUUAAGACCAAGAGCUGAUUGACCUACCAAAUAAUAGACAGAUUCAUAUGAUCAGGAACAUGUCAAUAACGUGUCUUUGUGUUC
Messenger RNA from Ceratotherium simum simum (southern white rhinoceros), 1101 nucleotides. RefSeq names its product melan-A (gene MLANA). Lineage: Eukaryota; Metazoa; Chordata; Mammalia; Perissodactyla; Rhinocerotidae. Gene Ontology annotation, cellular component: melanosome; endoplasmic reticulum membrane; trans-Golgi network. The record is from RefSeq and is a predicted model, not a curated record.